Trichoplusia ni (cabbage looper) is the source of this 8437-nucleotide messenger RNA. It is a transcript of the gene Unr, whose product is annotated as cold shock domain-containing protein E1. Gene Ontology annotation, molecular function: nucleic acid binding. Lineage: Eukaryota; Metazoa; Arthropoda; Insecta; Lepidoptera; Noctuidae. The record is from RefSeq and is a predicted model, not a curated record. Bases 635 to 3289 code for a protein of 884 amino acids. The transcript has 16 exons.
CAGUAUCAAACAGCACGGCCAUCAAACUUUUCGGUGGCCAUAAAAUAGAGAAAAAUCAAAUCCAUAUGAUAGAUUUUCGCCUUUAGACAAAAAAAUAAACACAAAAUUUCAAAAAAUCAUAAUUUAUAUAUUUAUUCUGUCAGCAUAAUACAAUAUUUAUAUGGUUAUUUAUUUCUAACAAAAUAUCUAGUUUGUAGGGCUGGAUCAAAGUCGUGAUAAAUGUUGACAUUCAAUAUGGCGGUAUGUCGUCAGUGCUAUGCUGUGUCGUGCUUGUGAAUAUCGAGUUAAACACGUAUAGAUAGCAACAGAGAUAUACGAUAUCUACCUCCAUCCAAGCUAAUGCACCACGGGCUCCAACUCAGCAAGCAUUGAAGACAUCUGAGGAUUUAGCAUAACAUAAUCAUAAGUAGUUUUAUUUUGCAACAUUAGUGGUUUUGGUGUAUAAAUUGUGACUUUUGCGUUAUAGACUCCAUAGUGUUCUUAUGAACACAAAAGACUAAAAGAAAAUGUGAUUUGAUGUAAAAAUUUGUAACCUCUACUGAAAACUUAACAUCACACAAUACUCUGUGAUAUAUUGGUACCCUAGGUACUGAGAUUUUCGACCUAUAUACAAGGAAGCUACUAUCGACCAAGAAUGUCCAGCAAUCCUCAGUGGAAAAUGUUCCAGCCGCCAGAUUCACACUCCUCGCCCCUACAAGAUAUUUUAGAUCUCCAGCAUUCUAACAUGCAGCCUAAAACAACAUACCGUAAUGGUGAGUAUCCAAGUUCACCAAGAGAUAAUUACAACAUCAGUCAACCUAAGUCGGGUAGCGGGAAUCGCUUCUCUCUUGGUUACAACAUAGACGGCUGCCCGAUGGGAGACUCGGUUUAUUCUUCUGGCUCCACUAACAAUUCUUCAUCUCAGCAGUACGAUUCAACGAAUCACCCACCUAUUAGAGAGACAGGCAUAAUUGAGAAACUUCUUCAUUCAUAUGGGUUCAUCCAAUGCUGUGAAAGACAGGCUCGCCUGUUCUUCCACUUUAGCCAAUUUAGUGGCAAUACGGAACAUCUUAAGAUAGGAGACCCUGUUGAGUUCGAGAUGACAUAUGAUCGUCGCACUGGGAAACCGAUUGCGUCUACGGUUACCAAGAUUGCACCGGAAGUGGUGCUGAGUGAAGCACGAGUGACUGGUACAGUAACAACUGAAGUUAAGGGGGAGGGCUCUGGGGAUAAUACGGGAAGAAUUUCUUAUGAGAAUCGCGGUGAAUGUUUCUUUUUACCAUAUACUAAAGACGAUGUUGAGGGCAAUGUCACCUUGCACACGGGAGACGCUGUUAGUUUCCAGAUAGCAACGAAUCAGCGAGGUACAUUGGGAGCUUGCCAUGUUCGUUUCGAAAAUCCUGUGCACCCGGUCAAGUAUCACGGUGUGGUUUGUUCAAUGAAAGAAAACUUUGGAUUUAUCGAGCGUGCGGAUGUAGUAAAGGAAAUAUUCUUUCAUUACUCUGAAGCUAAAACUAAAGAAGAACUGGUUUUGGGAGACGAUGUCGAGUUCAUCAUUCAGACUAGAAACGGGAAGGAAGUGGCUUGUCACAUUACGAAGUUGCCAAGUGGUUCCGUCGUGUUUGAGGAUGUCAGCCCGGAAAUUAUGCGCGGGCAAGUGUUGAAGCCUUUGGAACGUGGGAAUAUGGUCCGUGUGCCUCAGAACGACCCGCUGCCAGGGCGAAUCAGAUAUCGCGCUGCUGACCACUCUGAAGUCGAGGUGCCUUUUGGCGACAAGGACCAAUGCGGCGAGUUCACACUACGUCAUGGCGACUGGGUUCAGUUCCAAGUUGCCACAGACCGCAGGGAUCAGCUAAAGCGUGCCACAAACAUCUCGUUGCUAGACGAGUCAUUCAAUGUCUCUGGUGAACGGCGGGAGCAAGGGGUCGUAUGCUCUUUGAGGGACGGUUUCGGUUUUAUCCGCUGUGUUGAAAGGGAACAAACAAUGUUUUUCCAUUUUGCUGAAGUACUUCGUUUGGGUCAAGAACUUAGUGUAGGUGAUGAGGUGGAGUUUACCGUGGACCCGGUGAGCACGUUCUCCAACAUGAGCCACCGGCAGUCGGGGAUCCGCAUCAAGCACUUGGUCCCCGGCACGGUGAAGUUCGAGACGCUGAUAGAGCACGGAGCCCGCGGCGUCGUCUCCAAGGAAGCCCAGAUGUUCUCGUCCUCAUCUAGCCCCACCAGGCCCCCGCCAGCCGAUUUAAAUGGUCUGAUUAGUUGGCAAGUAAACCAACAAACAAAGAAAUCUCUCCCAUUCUCUUCCAAAAAAUGUGAAUCUAAGAUGCUUCCUCGUGUUGGAGACAUUGUCACUUUCGACGUGUAUCAGGUGAAGCGGACAAAGGAGUUGGUAGCUAAGUCGGUGCAAGUGCAGCAUAGUCUGACCAACGGCAACAGCAGCAACGGCGCCGGUAGCCGGCCCCUCAUGAAAGGGUUCAUCGCUGCUCUCAAGGACGGUUUCGGGUUCAUCGAAACUUCAGACCACACCAAAGAAGUGUUUUUCCAUUUUAGUAAUUUGGAAGGCAACCCGGACGGGUUGGAGUUGGGCUGCGAGGUGGAGUACACGCUGGGCCGGGUGAGCGGGUCGGGCGGCGGGUGCGCGAGCGCGGAGUACGUGCGGGUGUUGCCGCGCGGCUCCGUGCCCAUCGCCAAGCCGCUCGAGCCCACUCUCAAUGGAACUGUCACCAGGACGCUGCGGGCCCUCAACCCCGAUCAAGCUCAUUACUCGGGUCUGAUACAAGUGGAAGGUGGCACAUCAUACGAGUUUGGUAUAAUGGGUCUGGCGUGCAAGCGUGAAAUACUUCAAGUUGGAGACCCAGUCACGUUCCAGGCCGACGUGGAAGGCCGAGCCACCAAUAUUGUGCCAAUUAGGAAGAAGAGGCGUGCCACUGUUGAUGCUAUUAAAGGUGGUUUUGGUUUCCUGUCACUGGAAGUUGAAGACAAUCGCCGAUUAUUUUUCCAUAUGUCUGAGGUUCGGGGCAACCCCGCCGACCUACAACCCGGCGAUGUGGUGGAGUUUGUGAUGUUGACCAAUCCUAGGAAUGGCAAGUCGUCCGCUUGUAAUGUUGUAAAAAUUGGUGGUAAGAGUUUCACGGGUGGCAAGGCUCGCGUGGCGGAGCGUCCGGAGCGGCUGCUGGCACGGCUGCGCACGGCGUCGCUGGAGGAGGCCAACGGGCCGCGGGUGGUCGCACUGCGCGCCCCGCGCGGACCCGACGGCACCCGCGGCUUCCGCCCGCGCCGCACCGUCGCAGAACAACUGGCUGAGUAUUUUUGAAACAUCAGCACCACGGCCUCAACCAUGUAGGUAAAACAUCUAAUGGUUUGAUUUUCCACUUCAAAUUAUUUCAUUGUAUUCAUGAGAGACUGACUUAUCCCCUUUUCUUUAGCAGCAUUUAGGAAAUUGUUUUGUUAUUUUUACUAAUUCUAAGUGAAAACUUUAAAUUAUUGUCAGCUGUCAUUAAUACAGAUCGAUUGAUUAAACGUAAACAUGUAUAACAUCAAUAAGCAAGGUACAUAUCAAUUAAUCAAACCAAUUUGCGUUGCUUAUAUACAGUUGAUUUAUAUACAGUUGAUUUAUGUAAGAGGUUCUUUUUCGCAUAGAGACGUUGUUCAAAAUUCCGUUAGUACCAUUCCUUGGCCUACGUAAAUGUUAUGGUUUGCCAAGUUCAUUAUGUAAUGUCUGCGUUGUCGCGACACAUGGCACAUGAAGUGACGUGAGCACGAACAGCUGAGCAUCUGUCUUCAACCUGUUCGCUGUAUUGGGAUUGGCAUUCGAAAACAAUGUAAAUAUUUUAUAGAAGCUAGGUAUAAUGUGUAUAAAAUGCUCAUAAUCAAACAACCCAGCUGGUGUGCGUAUCUACUGUCAAUCGAGUUUCGAGGAUAUUAUAUUGAUAUGUUCAUUUAUUGUCUGUCAAAUGGAAAUAGAUUUUUCGUGGAGGCUUAGUGUGUCUAAGUAUCUGUGUAAGUAAGGUGCGUGAUUAACUAAUGUAACAAAUUGAUGGACAUUUGAUACACGUUGUUGCGGUUGUUGUUACGUUUAGUAGAUCUCUUUAUGCGAAACAUACUGUGAUCAAUGAAAAUUUGUUGUGCAAUAAAAAGAUAAGAUGUUGUCCUGAUAGGGCAGUGCUAGUCUCUUAGUAUUAUGCGAUCCCCGUUUCUCAUUCGCGCGCUCUUCAUUUGAUAUGUGUCGUUGUACAUUGUUCUCUUGUGAUGAUGGCUAACCUUUAUUAACGAACAAAAUAUUCAUUGUUAAUCGGAAAAGCAUUUAUGCAAAGAACUGGAAUGGAACCAAAGACUGAAUUAAAAUAUUUAUAACAGUAAUACUUAUUGGUAUUAGAUUAUUUUGAUUGGCUGAAUGAUGUGGACCUUCAUGGCAUUCAUUGUGGCCAUAGAUUUGUAACAAAUUGAUGUUUUCUGGAGAAAUAGUAUUUGAUUUGAAAUUUAAGUUUAAAUGAUCUACGAAAUCAAAUUUAUCUCAAACUUUUUUGUUAUUUAACUGCAUUCUAUUUUCAAUAUAUGAUGUAAAAUAUUAACUUAGGUAAGUUCAAACCAUAAUUAGCUUACGUGACGUCUCGAAUGUGACGUAGCAGGUCUAGUUUCAUAUUAUAUUUUUUUUUUGUAAUUAAUCUGAGUAAAAUUAGGAAAUGUAUUUAAAAAUAACUGUUACGUUACUAUGAAUUGCCUAAAUUUGACGUAAUUAGUGCAUUGUAUAUUGAUUAUGAUUGCGGCUACGCACUUUGAUUAUACCGAACUUAUUAUGUAGACAAAUACUCAUUGUGACACAUCAAAUUCAAGUAAAUAUUGUGCAUUGGAGUUCCAAAGGCGGGUAAUACUGUGAUUAAUGAUAGGGAUCUCAUUGGAUCUUUAUGAAUUUAGUGCCGAUUUUUGAAUGACUUUGUAUUGUGAUGGAUUUUCUAUGGAAAAAUUGUCAAAAUAUCAAAAUUAUUCCUCUCAAAUAAUCUGAUGAUGAAAAAUCGGCCCUUAGUUUAUUUAUGUUGCCAUUACAUUGUCGUGUAAUAAAAUUGUUAUUCGUUAUAAAAAAAAAUGUUCUUAUUAUAAGGAGGGCAGUGUUUGCUUAGCGCAUUGUUGUUGUUGCUACCAACUUUAACGCUUGUUGAUGCGUCUCCGUGAAUACCAGCUAUGUAUCUUACCUGGACCUAUGUAAUGCUAAAUAUUUUUAUUUUGUGUUAGCGACUUUCCCGAAUUACAAAUCACUUGUACUUCGAUAUAAACUCUUAGUUCUGCGUUAUUUGUAGACGUAGUCUUGUUAGUUACACUUUUGUUCCUAUUAUACUUAUUUCAUUUUAUGUCACCCGUUAUUUUCUUAAUAAAAUAGCUUUCCAUUUGUAUAAGUGUACGUUAAAACAAAUCCACUGUCAUCCCUAUCAUUUAUAGUUUCGUCGGCGACAGUUAUAGGCAGUUACACCGCAGACCUGACUUCCAGCCGACGACCUAGACAUUAGUUGAUGUAUAUUCUGUUAUUAGUAGUCACAGAACUGGGUCGUGACAGUUGUACAGAAUAUAUUACAACUUGUGAUCAUUGCGGGCGUCGCGUUGCAAGCUUUGUGUUUCUCUUAUUUGUUCUGAAUGCCCAAGCACACUAUUCUUUUGUUGUUUCCUUCAUAUCGAUGCGCACCUAUCUGUUGCAAACUGAGCUAUUAACAAUAUCGCCGGACUCAACGCACAGAACCAAAAAACUAUAGUACAUAAUUGUACCUCGUGAUUAUUGUUAGAUAUAAUGGUUGUAAACACCAUGUCUCCCUUAUGGACUUAUGACCCUGUGAUAGCUGUAACUAUCAACUAAAUAUAAAAUAGUGAUUUAAAAUUUUUGAGAUGCCUUAAAUUGAAUAUUCGAGCCUUUUUUGUCUUUGAAUUAAGGUAUAAUUUUUGUUAUUGUUAAAUUACCUUAAAAUGAAGUAUCACUUUACAUCUAAUUGCACAAAUAGACAGCAGUUGAAAUAUGUAUCACAUUAGACUAGCGAUAUUGAAUCUGAUGCCUGCGUGGCCUGUUAUGUUUUCUGAAUGGCUCGCCAAAAUAUUCAAUCGGGUCUGAACAUGGUAAGUUAGCAUAAAUAAAUCGCGGGACGUCCCCUCUGGCAGGGGCUACGUUGACCUUACCUUUGGAAUGACCGGCGUGUAGUCUACGGCCAGAGUAACGUUACCAGUUACCUUCACGUGUGCGGCUUAAUUAACUAACAGGUUGAGUAUCGCUACACUUGCUUUAGUACUAACAACCACCUUGUGCUAAAUCAACUGGUUCAAAGAUAUGUAAAUUAUUGUUUCGAAUGUGUUCAACAAAUAGUAUAUAAAUAAGGGUCGAUUUUUCAGCCAUCAAAAAAUUAUCAUAGAAAUAAAUUCAGUUGUCAAAUUGUUAAAAUUAUUCCUAUGAUAUUGUACAUCUUACAAUAGAAAAAUAGGCCCUUAUUGGUCUUCAUUAAGUGAUUUCGUUGGGCGAUAAGAAACGUUCUUAGAUUUGAUAUAGGCAGAUAUUAAUCUAAUUGACGGAAUAAAAUAAGUCUUCAAAUUAAAUAGUCUGAAGAUUAGAGUAUGUAAGAUUUCCUUUCAAAGUGAUGACUUUGGCUGUGAAUUUAAUGCGACUUUGUUAUGUGUGUAUAUUUAAAAUAAUUCUCAGCGCAAUAACUAGGGGUUGUUUGUGACUUAUACGGUCGUCUGUUUGUGACCCGCUGCGUCGGGCUGUGUCGUAAGUGUAGUGCUGGCGUGGCCACUCGCCGACAAGUCAAUUAACAAUUCUAAUUUUAUAUCACAGUGCGUCGUUUCAGAGUUUUAUUUUGUAUUUCUAUUGUACAGUAGCUUCAAACGAGAUUCAAGUACGAUCGUGAGUCUUCCAUCUGCCGUUAAUAAUGUCCUGUGUGUUUUGUAUGUAGCAUUUCUGUUCUUGAUUAGUUGUCACCAUGUUCAUACGUAUCAUCAUGUUUGUGUCACAUUAUGUGUUCGGUUAACAUUAUAGGUGUUUAGGUAUCUACCGUCAAAUCUAUGAACGACUUAGUUUUAUCGUACCAAAAAUCAGCAUUUCUAAUUUGUUGUCUCUACUCUACGAACUAGUGGACUGACAAUUGAUUAAGCAAUAAAUAAUGUGUUCACAUGUAUUUUUACGAAAGGCAAUCAGCUUUCGUUGGCAUAGUACACAUUUAUAUUAGAGUUUACAUUUACGGUUUGAUGUUCACAGCAUACUAGUCUACAAGGUGUAAAGAGGCUGCUGCGGACCGUUCUAUUAUUAAAUCGUAUAGUUUUGUUGAUGAGUAUUUCAUGCAUGAUUUGAGAAAAAAAUAAAUUGUUGUUAAUAAUUUUUCUAUGAUGAAAUUUUUAUGCAGGCAGCACUUAAAAAUUUAUAACUAAAUUAGAAUAAGGUAACGCGGUAAAACAAAUCAUUUUUUGUUUCGUAGCACUCGCGGGCAGGGCUUUACACCUUGUAUACGUGUCAUAUUGUUCAAAUAUGUUAAUGAGUAAAAUAUCUUUGGUGUUUAGUAUAAUCUUCCUAGUAUCGGAUAUGAUAGGCAUAAUAUUGUCAAAGACAAUUUGACAUCUCUAAAGUUCAAUACAAAAUCACAAAGUUAAUAGUUGUAUUUAUAAAUAAGUAUAUGUCUAGUGAAGUAAUAGUUUAGAACUCAGUUCUAGGUGAGAGCAAUAAAUAAUCAGGUAUGUUACAUCUAAACGUUACUAUAUUAAUACGGUGUCAGCAGUAAGUUUGGUACGUAGUGUUACACGACGGCGGCCCUGCGGAGAGGUCGCUGUUGGACGCGCGACUCCACGGUGUCAAAUUGUCGCUUCACCAACUAAUUAAGUACUCAUUAAGUGCUUACGUUUUUCUUAAUAUGUAAUCCCAAAGAAAUAAUAGGAAUUUUGAACAAACGUUAUAUGCUUUACGCUUAAACACUACAGUUUUUGUUAUGCUGUAACAUAAUAUGUAUGCCCAUGUAACCAAUAUAAUAGAAAUAGUGAAAGCUAUGUAUGAAAUAAUCAAAAUACUUGAUGUUGUAGUGUAUGAACUUAAGCCCCGGAUCAUUUCGGGUAUAGGUAUUAUAAACUAGUCUUAAACAUGUACGCCCGGGCGCCUGUCACGAGCAGAUGUAUUUUUAAGCUAAACUGCUAACAAAUGAACUAUGUGAGAUCUGAUAAGGAAACUAAGGUAUUACUCCUUUACACUCGAAAGUUUCAGUGUAGCUACGAAUUUGGCGAACCAGUAAAAUAUAUUCAGUGCCUAAAAGAACCUCUGGGAGAUGCGAAAAAAAAACAAACAAAUGUGAAAUUAUUUAAGCAUUUCUGAAAUUACAAACUGAUUAAUCAUAAGGGUUUAUUUUUAUUUAAUUCUUCUAAUGUAUACUUUAGACAAGUUAUCUUUGCCAAAUGUUUAUACAGCCCUGUACAUUUUUGGAAUUGUGAUUAAACCAAUGUACACCACCUU